AAUCUGUGGCAAGGAACAGCAUUUUCACCCGACCCAAGGAUCAGUUUGGUGUCGACAAUCGCCAUCGGAAGGGACGAAAGAAUCGCGUGCCGCGUUUGGGUCUGACGAGUUUCCUGUGAACACACAAAAGGGCUUUCCUGAAGCUGGUGGAGUGCGGUUGGCAGCUAAGGGACGGAAAAAAGUCUGAUUCCAACCGAAAAACGGUGUGUGCCAUUAUUGUAUCUGAUCAGUGACCACACAGAGAAGGCGAAGCGUUCGUUCGGCAAGUGGAGGAAAAUCGAUAUUUUCUCGAGCGCUUUCCUAGGUUCGUUCGGACGGGUAGUGCGUUGUGCUUUUUCUAUGCUUUGAAGAACACUAUCCGGCAUCUAUGUGGCUCUCGAAAGUGGAGGUGAUUAAAAGAAAGUACGAUUUCUUCUGAGGAUCUGAGAGAAUGAGUUGCAACUGGACGCACGAGGAGAAGUGUCGUGAGGUGGGGAGUGACCUUGGAUUAUGAAUUGUGAAAAAUUGUUUCAAGGGUCAACUUCAGUGGAUGGCAGAUGAAAGCGUGUCUAAGCCAGAAAAAUGUGCAAACUUUCCCAUUGGGUGCGAGGAUUAAUUCUCUGCUUAGGUGGAAAUUGUUUUUAAAAGGAUAAUCCUCACCGGUGCGACUAAGCGUGUGCGGGAAUAAAAACGUUGCAAACAAGCGUUCUACGCUGAAGUGUUACUGAAGCUCUAAAUAUCUUUGUGUCUUCGCCUCGUCGUCAGUAAAAAGCGUCAGUGAAAUGCUGUUGACCUCUAAUGAGAUUUGUUGAAAUGGCAGAGUGUGAAGUAACGAACGUUGGCAACGUUCCCCAGUCAAAGUGCGACAUGGUCGACGGCAAAAGCCUUUCAAAGGUUAUUACAGGCCGAGCCUACUUUGGAUUAGGGCCCCUAAGCUAAACGGUUCAAAUGCGCACCGGAUUGACAAAGGUAAAGGAAGAAAUGCCGGAAGAAACGGAAAACAACUCGCGUGACUAAGCGCAAAAGGAAGAAAGAAAUUCGGAAGAAAAGCCUGCUCGCUUGUUUUCUCUCGGAGGGGUAGGGUGUUGGUGGCAGUCUCGGAAUGAAGCACAUUGGCCAUCUACUUCAGUGUGGUCUGGGAAUUCAAAGAACUUCACCAACCCAAGAAGGUGUCCACCGUCUUCGUCGUAGGUAAAAAUAAAGAAAAAAUCACACGAGUGUUAUACAACCAAACCAAAACCGACUAUAAAACCAGCCAACACACGCGCCACUCUACAAGACUGAAAAAAAGCAGCCGUUUGGACGACGACAACGCCCGGAACGGAAAUGGAAUUCAUGCUAAGGAAUAUAAUCAUAUCGCUUCUGAUCUUCGUCUUCGGACUGGCCAAAGAUAUCUGCUUCUGUUUGCGACUGACGGAAGUCCGCAUCCCGAACCACGUGACCAAAAACAGCACCGUCCAGCUCGAAUGUCACUUUGACCUGAACGGCGAGGCGCUCUACUCGGUCAAGUGGUACAAAGACGGCAACGAAUUCUACAGAUAUGUUCCUAGAGAUAAUCCACCAGCUCAGCUUUUCCUCCUGACGGGGGUGUCAGUCGAUCUACUGAACUCGACUGCAAAUCAGAUAGUCCUAAAUAACGUGACGCUGGCGUCGUCCGGGCGAUACCGUUGCGAGGUGUCAGCGGAGGCACCCUCCUUCCAGACCGUCUCCAGCCACGGCGACAUGGUGGUGGUCGCACUGCCGGACACGGAUCCGAAAAUCACCGGCGGGAGGCCUCGCUAUCAGAUCGGUGACAUCGUCCGGGUCAACUGCACCUCGGGCCGGUCCAAGCCGGCGGCCAAGCUGACGUGGUUCAUCAACGGCGAGGUGGCCGAACCCAGCAUUGUGCGCCGUUACGACACUGUGAUAACCGGGAGAGAAGGCCUAGAGACUACCGUUUUAGGAUUAGAGUUCCGAGUUAGGCUGCGGCAUUUCAAACGCGGUGAUAUGAAGCUGAAAUGUGUCGCAACGAUAGCACAUGUAUACUGGAAGAGCAACGAGGAGAGCGUCGAGGGUGACAAACAACCGAAACCACCGGCCCUCGAGUCGAAAGAGACGCUGCAUCCGAACGGGUCCCGGGCGGAUCGGCAAGAAAGCAACUCCAGCUCCAGCAACCACCGGCGGAGAUUUAUGGCUCGAGUGGUUACAAAUGUGCUCCUGUCGGUCGUGGUGCUGCUCAACUCGUUAUCCUCGGUGUCGCCGGUGGUUCUGCCAAGGUCCUUCUCGAUCGGCCGGAGAUAACUCCGUCACUACCGCUACAACUACCAGUACCACCAGCACCACCAUCACUACAACUACUACUACUGGCAGCACUAAACUAUCACAGACGGAGGAGGAGAUAUAUCUCGCACACAGGCGAAUCACGUAUCUUAGUGGCUUUUAUAUUACGUUUUAGAUUUUAAUAAAGAAGUAACGGCUCCUCUUCGUCCUCGACACCACCCCUGCCCCCUGCACCUUUCACAGGAAGAGUACUUUUUAGAUUAAAUUGAAUGCCAAAGAUAUAAAAAACGAAGCUGUAAAUUUAGUGAGAUUACUCCAUGGUGAGGGAAUACGGGAAAACUAGCUGCAGCAACUCGUUUUGCGGAUCCGAUGGUUGUCGAAGAGAGGGAACGAAAUGCCAGCGAAUGCAUCAAUCUGUAAAAUAUUGCCCUGUAAAUAUGUGUAAAAUUUGUUUCAAAGUUUUAUCGUUUGAUCUGAGCAAAUGCAGACUAGAAUAGAUACAAAGCAGGUCACCCGGAGAUUUUUAUAUUAAGUUGCAAUUUUAGAGAAAAAGUUUUAGACAAAGAAACAAAAGAAACAAAACAAGGUUGAUAACAUCGAUAAUUUAUGCGGUCUUGCAACUAGAUACAUGUCAAUUUUGAGGAAAAACUGUUACAAUGUGGAAGCUGAAGCGUGUUUCUAUAAGAAGAAAAGUCAGUAUUACUCAUCGUUGAACUAAUCUUAUACCACACAAAGGAAAACAACUGAAAGAAACUAAUUCAUCAUAUCAGGUGGAAUACACAUAAGAUAAAAUCGUACGAAUCACUUUUCAAAAUACUUAUUUAUGUGACAACAAAUUUCGCUCUUAAACUUUAAAUAAUAUUUAUGGGGGAAGAAAGUGACUCAAAGCUGUCUAUCGAAAAAAAAAUCAAUGUAAUUUUCGAGAAAGGAAAUCAAUUGUGUUAUUUUUUACAUAUAUUUUGAAGAAAAUUCUAUCUCUGACUCAUCGCGAUGCAUACGAAUCAGUAUUAAAAAAAACUACACAUCGUGGCAGAAGUUUACCGAAACAAAACAGUAAUCGCCAUAUCAAAGCGGAUACACCGCCUCUCGUUGAAGUUAUAGGACAGAUCGGUGAAGUACUAGAUUUGUAGUAAUGAGCUGAAUUUUAGUAUGGUGAGAAGGCCAAUUCUCCGUUUCUGCAUUGAAAUGGUGUAAAAAGCGUGGGUAUUAUGAUUCCUUGCCUAAUUUGAUGCUGUUUGAGCAAAACUUUGGGCAACAGUGUUAUUAUUUUCUCCAUUUCUUGCAACAUAAACAAUAUAGUAAUUCAAAGUUUUGCUCAAACAGCAUCAAAUUAGGCAAGAAGUCAUAAUACCCACGCUUUUUGCACCAUUUCAUAGCAGAAACGGAGAAUUGGCCUUCUCACCAUACUAAAAUUCAGCUCAUUACUACAAAUCUAGUACUACACCGAACGUGCCCCAUUGAGGAAACUGCCCGCCACCCCGUCGACAUUAGUUUGAUAAGAAUACCAACCAACCAACCUACCUACCUACGUUCGCCUCCCCCAAACGAACUGCUUCUUCCCAAAAUCCACAGAAACCGGAAACCGGUGGCGGAUGCAAAGUUGCAAAACCUGAAAUGCGAAGAGUCUCCCGGAAUUGAAUGUGAUUUUAACGAAUAAUGUAAAUCCGCUAAAACAGGAGGAAAAAUUGCGGUGAACUCGGUUUUAAACAAGUUACCAAAAGUGAGAUAAAAUUUAAGUGAUCAGUACCAGGAGGGUACUUGCCAUGAGAUGGAAGGAGAAGCGAUCCAAAAAUGUUUAUUGUUAUUGGGCAAGGACAAAGACGACCGCACGAUGCAAGGUGUUGGAUAGAGUUUUGUUUUUAUUUUUUCGAAAUCCUAUUGAGAUGCAUUCAGAGAAAAAGUAGAUAUUAUUUCCAUGCGUACGAGGAUAAGUGAACAAAUGAUUGUAAUUGUAAAUAAUUUUCAUAAAAAUCAGAUACGAUUUAGUCUAUUUUAAUAAAUGUAUAAAUUCAAAA
Molecule: messenger RNA, 4253 nt
Organism: Aedes albopictus (Asian tiger mosquito)
Lineage: Eukaryota; Metazoa; Arthropoda; Insecta; Diptera; Culicidae
Exons: 6
Coding region: 1306-2259 (317 amino acids)
Source: RefSeq, a predicted model, not a curated record